Molecule: messenger RNA, 2940 nt
Organism: Necator americanus (New World hookworm)
Lineage: Eukaryota; Metazoa; Nematoda; Chromadorea; Rhabditida; Ancylostomatidae
Exons: 22
Coding region: 1-2940 (979 amino acids)
Molecular function (GO): metal ion binding
Source: RefSeq, a predicted model, not a curated record
AUGUUAUCAAGACUAUGGACAAAGUCGGAAGUGUUAAUGAAUGGUACGAUUCGUAUCUCCUUGUACCGUUCGACAAGAAGCCGUCUAGUGGUUGCUGUUGGAGACGUGCCAGGGCCCAUGGUUAAAGGAUGUAUCUCUUUUGUGACGGAGACUGAUUGCGAUGAUGGUCUCCCACAUACUUUGGAACAUUUGGUGUUUAUGGGCAGCAAAAAGUACCCAUUUAAGGGUGUUCUUGACAUUAUCGCAAACCGAUGUUUGGCUAGUGGAACGAAUGCUUGGACAUCUCAGGACCAUACAGCUUAUACUUUGAAUACUGUGGGAAGCGAAGGGUUCUUCAAAGUGCUACCCGUGUAUCUUAAUCAUCUGCUAUCGCCUAUGCUGUCGGAUGCUCAAUUUGCCACUGAAGUUCAUCAUAUUAACGGGAAAGGUGAGGAUGCUGGAGUAGUUUAUAGUGAGAUGCAAGAUCAUGAAUCGGAAAUGGCGAGCAUUAUGGAAAGAAGAAUGAAAGAAGUAUUAUACCCAAAGAAUAACUCUUACCGCGUGGAUACUGGUGGACGAUUAAAAAACCUUCGGGAGACGUGUACAGCGGAUCGGGUCCGCGAUUUCCAUAAAAAGUUCUAUCAUCUAUCAAAUAUGAUGGUUAUUGUUUCUGGACGUUUAGAUCAUGAAAGAUUACUCAAAAUUGUUGGCGCUACUGAGGAGGAACACCUGCCACAUGUGCCGACUUCUUUUCAACGGCCAUUUACGUCAUUGCAAUUGAAGCCACCAGUGGAGUCUAGUGAACACCAUGUGACUUGCCCAAAUGAUGAUGAGUCAAGGGGAAUCGUGGAAAUUUCUUGGUUUGGCUAUGAGCCAACUAAUUUUAAGGAAAAAGUGGCACUUGACGUAUUGUUCGACUAUAUGUCCAACACUCCUGUGUCACCACUACAGAGGGAAUUUGUGCUCACCGACAAGCCGUUAGCAAGUCAAGUUGGAUUUCAAGUCUCUGAACAGACAACAUGUGUUAUUCAAUUGACGUUCAGCGGAGUGCCUACGGAAAGACUCGAUGAUGUUAAAAAGAAGUUUAUGGAUAAAAUAGUUAAAGAACAUGUGGAGGACAAGGCCUGGGAUAUGGAGCGAAUGGGUUUUCUCAUUGGUCAGACUGUCAAGAAUGAGCUACAGGAGAUGGAGAAGCAUCCUGAUACGGAGUUGUUCGGUCACAUGAUUGGUCAUCAGUUAUACGACAAAAACGAAGAACAACUGAAGACUCGAGUGAAUGAGCUGGAACUUAUUCGACGACUCCGUUCUGAGCCCGCGUCUUUUUGGUCUGGUCUCGUCAAGAAGUACUUCACUAAACCACAUGUAGCAGUUAUCGGAAUACCAAGCGAAAAAAUGGUUGAACAAGUUGCCAAAGAGGAAAAGGCACGGCUGGAACAGCAGCGACAGAAACUCGGCAAGGAAGGCAUUAAGAGCUGUGGAGAGAAAAUAUGCUGCGCAAUGGAAGAAAAUACAUCUCGCAAACCCGAUGCCGAACUGCUCCAACAGUUGAUCGUGAAGAAACUGGAGGCUUUUGACAGAUUCCCUGUUGAUGCGAAAUGCAACGUUGGCGGAUCACCUGCAUCACAGUCAGUAGCGAAAUUCCUGGAGCAGUUUCCCUUCCCCACAACGGUCCACAACUGUCCAACCAAGUUCGUCGAGUUAUUUCUUCUCCUGGAUUCGAGUGCUUUGACUGUGGAACAGCGGGCUUGGCUUUGUCUCUACAAUGACCUGUUGUUUGAAUCUCCUGCAAUGAUCAAUGGCGAACUGAAGAGUGCCGAAGACGUAGCGAAACUGUACACGAAGGAUCUGGUUGACCACUCUAUUCAAGUUGGGAUUUCAAACUUCUUCGAUAAAUUGGUUGAUCUGCGAAUAGUGGUUGACGCAGAGACGGGUUUUCCCAAUCUAGCGAAGUGGGCGGAAAUUUUCACAACUGGCAUCGUAUUCGAUGCUCAACGUGUGAAACAGUGUGCAAAGAAGCUUGCCAGCGAUGCUCGAGAAAAGAAAAGGGAUGGAUGUAGCGUUGCCAGCACUGCUCUCAUCACAAUGAUCAAUCAGCAAAAUACUAAUGCUUAUAUGUAUGAUGAACUUGUUUUGGAAAAAUUUCACGAGAAAAUUGCCAGGCGGUGUGAUUCUCAUCCAGCAGAGGUGGUCGCAAAGUUGGAAGAGGUCCGAUCCGCUUUGUUUUCUCGAGGCAUCAACGGGCACUUUGUGUGUAAUGUGGACCUUAUUGAUAGCAAGUUAUUUGACCCUCGUCUAUGGAGUUUCGUGGAAAAGAGUUUCGGACAUGCAGGCAAAUUUUUGGGUAAAUCAGGCGAGUCUGUAGAUCCCAACUUUGUUGGAAGACAAAGUGUACUAGGUGUGGGUGGGUCGGAAUCGUCAUUCAUCUACCAAACGUGCCAGAUGGACUGUGAUUGGAUGGAUGAAGAGCUGGUUCCUACCAUGUUGCUUACACAAUAUUUGAGCCAAUGUGAAGGUGAUAUGGAAUCCGAGUUUGAAGUCAUAACGGCCGCUGAUCUGUGUGCACAACCAGUACAAGCCUAUGAGCAGACGAAAAAAAUUGUGAACGAUCUGCUCAACAGUGGUUUGGUAGUGGAGUCUGAGUUUGAAGCAGCGAAACGGUCGCUGAUAUGUGAGCUAAUGCAACGCGAAGAGACGGUCAGCGGAGCUGGAAAGUUGUCUAUUAUAGGACACAUAAGAGGCAGCCCACCGGAUUAUAGGACACAACUCUGCAAACGUGUAUGGACUGCGUCUGCGGACGAUAUGAUUCGCUUAGGUGGCCCGAGAGUAGCGAAUUUGUUCGAGAAGUACGCACGAGCGAUCGCUGUGCAUCCAUCGAAGAUACCGGAGAUCAAGUCAGCUUUCGAGAGUAUUAAAGAAACCGCCGUUUCAUCGCUGAAUUUCGUUCCACCGUGCCCUGCCUGA